Molecule: messenger RNA, 594 nt
Organism: Gryllus bimaculatus (two-spotted cricket)
Lineage: Eukaryota; Metazoa; Arthropoda; Insecta; Orthoptera; Gryllidae
Source: the annotation of a GenBank genome assembly
AUGCCUUCCACGAGUCCCCGGUUUGAACAGCGUCGCGUGCCGCCUGAAGCGGCCAGAGCCUUGACCACGGGCUCUUUCCAAAUCACGACCUGUUACUGGUGCGGCGUGCCGGGGCCGGGCGGCGGCUGCGGUGUGGCGUGCGAAGGGCCUUGCGGCGACACGACCAUCGGCCGGACGACGUGCGGCGCGCGGCUCAUCCGCAGCGAGCACACGCGCUACCCGGCGACGCUUCGAUUGCUUUUUGACACAUCCAAUAUUUUCAGUGGCACUCUCGACAAACUUAACUCGGAGGGAUGGAGUCCGUUAAUGUAUGCUUGCUCAAGUCAUCAUGUACGAGUCAUUGGCCUCUUGUUGAGGAGUGGAGCUGGUGCUAAUUUCCCUGGCACCAAAGGACUGACACCAUUAAUGAUUGCUUCUCGCUUGGGUGCCAUCGAUGUUGCGAAACAUUUACUUCAACACAUGACCUGCAUUGAAUUUGGUAUAAAUGUCGCAGACGCCGAAGGUUGGACAGCGUUGUUCCAUGCAGUUUACAUGGGUCAAGAGGAAACUGUCAGAUUUCUUUUGAGCAACGGGGCGAAAGUCAAUGUAAUGUGA